ACCUGCUGCACACUACUGUGUUCGCGCCAGCUGUGUUCCCUAAUCAUGUGAUGUUGAGCACAGCAGCCGCAGCCAGCAACAUACUCCUGCUGGGGUCAGUGUGGAAUUAAAAAAAAAAAAAAGUUAUUCAAAAGAAAUGUUGAUAAACUUGCUAGCGGAUCGAGUUUUCGUCGAGCAGUCAUACCACACGCUUUGGCCAAAGACAAAUUGGUUGAUCUUUUGAGUGUUCAACCUGCCGUCCAGCUCUUGAAUAAGCUUAUCAGCUCAUGCUAGCUCAACACCGACGCUCACCCGGGCUGAGGCGCAGCGGCAGAGCCAGCGAGCCGAGGAUCAUUUCCGACAACCCCGUAUGGAUUUGACGUCGGCAUACAUUGCUUGAUGUUUUUAAAAGGGCCGGUUGCUGGUGGUUUCGAAGAUGGGGGAGCCUUGUGACCUAAAGCAUCUGGUAAAGUGUGACAUCACUUUGGAGGGCUCAUUUCUCUGAAUUGGAUUAUUCUUGGCCAGCAGCCUCUACAGGCCUACUAACCCUAGACGUGUUCCUCAAUGGACACUCUGCUCAAGUCAGAGAUCAGAGAGGAGGGGAGUGGUACCUCGGUCACAGUGGAGGGCCUCUCCAAGGCAGCUCUAAUGAAAAGCCUUUCUCCCAGAGUCAUGCUGUCCAACCGUCUCUUGCCUAAAGGGACCAAGAUGAAGGUGAACCUUGAAGAGCAGGGUCGUCAGAAAGUGUCCUUCAGCUUCACACAGACAAAAAAGUCCCUGCAGAGCCCGCUGUUCGUCCCUCCCAGCCCUGACAAGUCUCUUCCUGAACCUCCCUCUGCUUCACCACUGGCAACCUCAGUCCCUCAAGACAAAGUAGGGCAGAAUACAGAUAGUAAAACUGAGAAAAAGCAAUCAUCUGUGGUGCCAACAUCAACAGCAGAGACUCUUUCCCCUCAAACAUCAGUGUCCUUGGCCCCUAAAUCCAAAACGGACCUAUCAAAGAUGCAUUUCAAGAAGCAAAUUCUCAGUUCCUCUGUUACUGAAGAGAAACCGACAUCUAGCACCGUGUCACAGGAGUCACACUCUUCUGAGGUUUUGAUUAAAUCUUCAAGUAAAAGUGGAACGGAAUUCCCUACACCCCAGCCUCAGAAUAAUAUCAGUGACUGCCCCUCUGAGAAUGCUCACACAGAAGCCUCUGAGACGAGGGUAACCCUGAGCCUCAAGAAGUCAACUGAUUCCUCAGGAAAAGAUGGAGAGAGCUCUAGUGCCACAGAGCAGGAUAAAGUAUACAAAAGGAAAACUAGGUCUCAAUCUGAUAGUGUUCCCUCAGAAUCUGAUGGUGAUUCAGUCCACAUGUCUUCCAGCCACAAGUCCAGUGAAUCCACAAGCAAAACAAAGUCAGACAGCAGAAGCAAGGAGGUUAAAAAGUCUUCCUCUGGGUCAAAUGUUGAGGAAAAGGAAAAGAGUUCCUCUAAACGGUCAGAGAACCGUGAAAGAUCUUCUAGUUAUUCAAAAUCAGACCGUGAUUCAAGACACACUUCAUUGCGCUCAUCCCGUUCAGACAAAGAUCGCAGAAGGUCCAGGUCUAGAUCACGGUCUAGAUCAAGAGGCUCUCGGACAAGUUCAUCCCACUCCAGAUCUGAGAGAUCCAGAGGUGAAAGAGGGUCACGCUCAGAUAGGUCGUAUUAUCAUGAUUCUGACCGGAGAUCACGCAGGAGCUCUCCACGCAGAGAGAGAAGAAGCUCUCGUUCCCGUACUGAGAGAACCCGAGACAGUUCUGACUCUGAAGAGGACCAUAGAAAGAAUCGAACAAGGACAAGUGACUCCAGUAGAUCAUCCACCCAUUCAAGUUCACAGAAAGACUCAAAAUCAUCUUCCUAUUUGAAAUCUGACAAAGACUCUAAAUCUGUUAAUUCUCCUCACUCUUCAGAGGUGGAUAAAAGAACACAAUCUUCUUCAAAGUCUGAAAGGGCUUCAAGGCGAACAUCGGAUUCUGAUUGCCAGCACAAGUGCUCACCUGAGCCUAAUUACCAUAAAUCAACAACCCAUCACAAGUCAGAGACCAAUGUCAAAUCUGCUCAUUCAAGUCUGAACACCCAGUCACAAACAUAUGAGAGAAGACGCCAAAAAAGCAGCUCCAGUGACUCUGAGGCAGAUCAUAAAGGAAAGUCACAGGCCUCAGACAGAAGUUCUGUUUCUGAGGAGACCUGUAAAACCUCCCAAAAGAAAACCAGCAAGCCAGAUUCAAAGCACAUGACCCCAUCUAAGGCCUCUACAAAAACCAGUGUAAUUGAGAGACAAUCAAAGGACACAUUUCACAGCCCUAGUAAGAUAUCAACACAUUUAAGUCCUGCUGAAAAGUCAGAUUCUCAACUAGAUGGUACAUGUCAAAGAAAGGAGCAAGACAGCAAGGAUGUCAAGGAGAUGGUCCCAUACCUUGAUAAGAAUUUCCAAGAACAAUCUUCCAAGAGAAUAAAAGAAACAAGCUCAAAUAUCGAAAACGAGAAUAAAAAAGCCUUGCCAAUAACCUCUGAGAACACUUCUAGUGGAAGCCUGAUGCAUGCAAAGGUUUCCCAGGAAAACUUGCCCAUUGUGAAGGAUAGCCUUUGUUCUAAUAAUCUACCACAUGUCGACUCUAAUGCAGCUGUGUUAAAUUUAUGCAGUAGUAAUGAUAGUGUAUUAUCUAGCCAGGACAAAACAUUUGUUCAGUGUUCAUCGGGGCCAAAAUCCUUAAUCGCUGCUGAGAAUUCACAUGUCACAGACCAUGUUCAGCAGGAUACUAAGCCAGAUAAUAUUCAAUUGAAUAAAUAUGUGAUGAUCAACAUACAGCCUUGCACAGGCACUUCUGUAAAAUCUGAUUCAUCACGUCUUGAACCUGAGAAUCAGCUGACACAUACAAGUGCACAGCAGAACACUGGUUCACUUAAGAAAAGCAACAGUAACACAAAAAAAUCUCGUUGGGAUAUUGUUGGGCAAGACACAUCAGACAGUGAUAACUCACAAAUGAUAUUUACUACAGAAAGUAAACCUACUGUUAAAAAAGUUAUCUCUGUCAAAAAAAUAGAGUUUUCUAAAGACAUCAGCCAACAGGAGUCAUCUGGAAUAAAAGAUGAGAUUAGGAAGGAACCUGAUACACAUUCCAUAGUGAUGAAGCAGGAAGAGAUCUCUAAGCAGGAAAUCAACUCUGACAGCAUAUCAGUUAAAGGUGCAUGCGAAGACCAAAGUGAGCUGUUACAAGCAGGCACUAGGGAUGAGCGCUCUGUCUCCAAACCUACUGUUGAGCAAACUACAAACAUAGGUGAGCCUCUACACAUUAACAGUACAUUGCAAGAUGUCGAGAAAGUCACAAAAAUGGAAAGUUGGAAUGGUGAAGGUCCUGAAGAAAAAUCUAAGGAAAGUGCUCACAAGAUCAAACCGGGUAAGAGGAAAUCACUGAAUCAGGACGGAUCAGGAGGGCAGAGUGAGGCUAGUGACAGUGAAGACUCAGAGUAUGACUCUGAUUGUGGAGAGGCAAUUAAACGAUUGCACUCUGUAGUAGUAGUGCCAAAGAAUUCUUCCUUAACACUGGAUACGCAGGACACAGGAGCCCCUUCAUCCAGUCCAAUGAGUAGCUCAGAGCUGCAGCAUGCUAAUCAAGCAGCUGACCUGAAUAUCAGUGAAGUUCCAACUCAAGUCAGUUCACAGCAAAGGCAGGAAAGUGCUUUGACUGUAUGUGAGGAGACUAGUGGUGCAUAUGCCAGUGUACAUGCAUCACCACAUGACAGCACGUUAUGUCAAUCCCAGAGCAAUAUGAUUGACAGCACUAGUCAAUCAGAGGGUCCGCCUUACAAGACUGGUAAUAACAGUGCCCCCGAAAGACCAAAGAUUAGUGCAACAAUGAACCAGAGUUCUUCCCACUGCCUUGAGAAUUCCAGACCGUCUGAACAAGGGCACAAACAGCAUUAUGUAAGUGGCAGAGAUGGAAGGAUGCACUCCCAUUACCAACAUGAUGACUUCUCCAGUGCUGACGAGAUCAACAAGAAGAAUGGAUUUAACCUGAGUUGGGAUUUCUCACAGCCAGAGCAACCCAGCAGUACAUACCAGUUGCCUGAUAGCAGUCAUGGGCCACAGUUACUGAACUCUAAACAGACAGGAAUCUCUCCUUCAGGACAGGGGUAUGUUCAAAAUAAUGUCUCCUGGAACCACCAACCCUCAGUCAUGCAGACUAGCAGACAACCCUACCUCCAUAUGCUUGAGCAUUAUCAGGAUCCUGCAGGUGAAGUCCAUCCUGAUUCUCUCACAAAUGACCAUGAGGACGACAGUGGAGAUAAAGCAUUAAGACUCAGCAAAAUAGCAGUCGAAUGCAAUGGACCUAGCACUUUAAGGUCACCCAGCUUUGUCCAAGGUCAUGAAAUAAGCAGCAACACAAGAGGCUCUGCCAGUGAAGGCUCUGUCUUGCCUGACCCCCCUAGAGAAGAAACCCUCAGGCCUCACAAAGGCAGGGGGCCUCCCAAGAAACGGCGUCCAGAGAUUGAGUCAGAUUCAGACAAUGAGGCAGAACCUGGACCUGCUGUCAAAAGAGAGCGCCAAGAUACUGAUGUCUCUAAGGAAACAUCUGUUAAGGCUGAGGUGUACCGCCCUUUACUUACUCUGCAGGACUUUCAAGAUGCCAAUAAAUGGAGAGAGUUGGCCAAAGCUAAAAAGAUGCCCCCUUAUUUUGAUUUGAUUGAGGAGAACCUAUAUCUGACUGAGAGAAAAAAGAACAAAUCUCAUCGAGAUAUCAAGAGAAUGCAGUGUGAGUGCUCGGUGCUGUCCAGAGACGAACGGUCUCGUGGAGUGCUAGCUUGUGGGGAAGACUGCUUAAACCGACUGCUGAUGAUUGAGUGCUCAUCACGGUGCCUGAAUGGAGUGUACUGCUCUAACCGACGCUUUCAGAUGAAACAACAUGCAGACUUCGAAGUUAUCCUCACAGAAGACAAGGGCUGGGGUCUACGGGCAGCAAAAGACUUGUCUCCGAACACUUUUGUACUGGAAUACUGUGGUGAGGUGUUGGACCACAAGGAAUUCAAAACAAGGGUGAAAGAGUAUGCUCGCAAUAAGAACAUCCACUACUAUUUCAUGUCUCUAAAGAAUAACGAGAUCAUUGAUGCCACGUUGAAGGGUAAUUGCUCUCGUUUCAUGAACCACAGCUGUGAGCCCAACUGUGAGACCCAAAAGUGGACAGUCAAUGGCCAGCUUAGAGUUGGGUUCUUCACUACCAAAGCAGUGACUGCAGGGACUGAACUGACUUUUGAUUAUCAGUUCCAGAGAUACGGCAAAGAGGCCCAGAAAUGCUUCUGUGGGGCUCCGAGCUGCAGAGGCUUCCUGGGUGGGGAGAACAGGGUUAGUGUCCGAGCUGCUGGAGGGAAGAUGAAGAAAGACCGCAGUCGAAAGAAGGAUACAGUGAGCGCUCUCACCACGGUGGAUGAAGAGCUGGAGGCACUGCUGGAGAAUGGAGAGGGCCUGUAUGAUGAGAAGGAAGUGGUGUCCCUUUGCAGACUGAUGGUCCGGGUGGAAACCAUAGAGCAGAGACUCAUCUGUUUAAAGCUCAUUCAAAAUACUCAGAAUCCAUCGUGCUUGAAGCAGUUCUUAGACCAUCAUGGCUUGUCGCUGCUGUGGAUCUUCAUGGUAGAACUCUCUGAAGCUAAGGGCAACAGUGCCAACAACAUCAAACUGCAGUUUGAGAUUAUGAAGACCCUUGCUGUGCUACCCAUCUCUACUAAGAACAUGUUGGAGGAGAGCAGAGUCCUGACCUUCAUUCAGCGAUGGGCCCAGACACACACACUCCCACAGCCUGCUGAGAUGGAUGGCUACUCAAGUGAGAGCACAUCCCGUGCUCAAACACCCCUCAACACCCCUGAUGGUUCCUCUACCAAACUGGGACCAGAAUUGGACAAUGAUACCCCAAAACGGGCUGUGUAUCGGCGCCUCAAAAUCAUCAGUGAAAACAGUCUGGACAGUGCACUCUCUGAUGCCAGCAAAGCAUCUGAUGGGAAGGAGGAGGAGGAAGAGGAGGAGGAUGAUGAAGAGGAAGAUGAAUCCUCGCGUACAGGACUGCCUGAUGUAAAGCAGGCAAAGGCAGAUGCAGUAGGUGAAGCUCCAAAUCCAGCAAAGGAACCAGCAGAGGAGUCAGUCAAAGAGUUGAAGGUGGAGAAACAGGAAGAGGCAGCAAUGAGUCCAAGCACUGAACUCCAUGCUCAACCAGAGGAGGCAAAAGACAAAGCAGAGGAGUUGGGGGUUGAGAGGAAAGAUGUUGACUUGAAAGAGGAUAUGAGUGAGGGUCUUAACAAUUCAUCUGAGGGGCCAAAGGAGACCGUGGAAGAACAGAAUGAGAGGGAAGAAGAGCAGACCAAUCAGCCAGUGGAAGAGAAGAUAGGGGUGGAAGGAGAGCAACACGCCAGUGAAGUUGAAGAAACUGAGAGUCAGUAUACCCAAAUGGAAGUUACUGAUGCUCCACCUGAGCAGCCUGCAGAGAAUCUGGAGCCCCAGGCAGAGACGAAAGAAGCUGAAAAAACUCCUAGCAGUGAGGAGCAACCUGGUGAAUCUAAUACUGAUAUUCCCGUCACCUCUGAAACCCCAGACGCCAGUAUAGCCUCUGAAGCCACAGUGGCACCUACGGAGCCCUCAGUGGUGGGAACUCCUUCUCAAGAUGAGGAGGAGGGGGUCUCAGAUGUGGAAAGUGAGAGGAGUCAAGAACCUCAACUCAGUGCUGUGGACAUUAGUGGCAUGGCUGCCAGGCUCCUGGAAAGCUGGAAAGACCUGAAGGAGGUAUACAGAAUACCAAAGAAAAGUCAGGUGGAGAAAGAUGGAAACGAUCGCAGCCGCGAUCGAGACACAGCUUUGACUCCACGCACCCCUUCUGGUAGCCGAGAACGUGAAAGGGAACGAGAGAAAGAGAGGGAGCGCGACAGAGACAGAGACCGGGAUUAUGAUAGAGACAGGGAUCGAGACUGGGACAGAGAUAGAGAACGAGACCGGGAUAGGGAUCGGGACCGAGAUCGGGAUCGGGAUCGGGAUCGAGCUUCUGAAAAAACUCCACGCAGCAUGGAGCGACGAAGGAGGCGCUCUACCUCUCCACCACCCUCAUCCUACGAGAGAAGUAGCCGACGUACUGAGGAACGGUUUGACCCAUCAAACAGCACCAAGACACCAAGGGUGGUUGGUGGAAAGGACCGCAACAAGCUGUCCACAGAGGAACGCAGGAAACUGUUCGAGCAGGAGGUUGCUCAGCGGGAAGCUCAGAAGCAACAGCAACUUCAGCAACAACAGCAGCAGCAGCUCCAGACUAUGGCUUAUGACCCCACAUUGGCAUAUGCCACUAGUCCUGGCUUCAUCACCUACCCCCCUGGAUACCCUAUCCAAACCUUUGUGGACCCCACCAACCCCAACGCAGGCAAAGUAUUGCUGCCUACUCCUUCAGUGGAGCCCAUGGUUACCACUCUAAACUAUGAACAGACUCCUUCCCAGCCUCAUAUCUCAGAGCUUGGACUGCCUUCUCCUUCCUCCACGUCCCAGGCCCCUCCAGUUUCCAACCUCUCACAGCACAUCACCACCAACCCUCUGGAACUCACCCCUGGCACCCCCCAGCAGUACACCCAGUCAACUGUAGCAGCCCAGGACACAGGGGUCGCUGUCCUCUCUGUCCCUGCCCAGACAGCCCCGCAGGUGCAGGGCCAGCAGAGCUACACCACUCUGUGGGACCCCACCACUCAGCAAGCAGUCACUGUGCAGACCCAGCCGGCGCAGCAAUAUGCUGCAGCCCCAGCGCAGGCCCAGACACAAACGGCCAUCUAUUACCAAGGCCAGCCAUGUCAGACCAUCUACAGCAUCCCCACUGCCUACCCUCAGGCAAACACUCCUGUCAUACAGGCAUACACUGAGCCCACUGCCAGCUAUCUGCAUGGACAACCUGUCUAUACCGGCCACCAGCAGGGAGUGGUGGUACAGCAGGGAGGCACAGUCACUACUAUUGUCACGUCCCAAACUGUCCAACAGGAAAUGAUUGUACCCAACAAUGUGAUAGACCUGCCUCCUCCCUCUCCACCCAAGCCCAAAACCAUUGUCCUACCUCCCAGUUGGAAAGUGGCUCGGGACCCUGAAGGCAAGAUUUACUACUACCACGUUGUCACAAGGCAAACACAGUGGGACCCCCCAACCUGGGAGGGGAGCAGUGACAAUACUAGUGUGGACCAUGAAUCUGAGAUGGACCUAGGAACACCCACCUAUGAUGAGAACCCCUCCAAGUUCUCCACCAAGACAGCUGAAGCAGACACCUCCAGUGAACUGGCUAAAAAGAGUAAAGAAACGUUUCGCAAAGAGAUGUCCCAGUUCAUAGUGCAAUGUCUAAACCCUUACCGAAAGCCAGACUGCAAGUUUGGACGCAUCAGCAACACCGAUGACUUCAAACACCUGGCUAGAAAGCUGACUCAUGGUGUUAUGAAUAAGGAGUUGAAAGCUUGCAAGAACCCCGAGGACCUCGAGUGUAAUGAGAAUGUGAAGCACAAGACCAAGGAGUACAUCAAGAAGUACAUGCAGAGAUUUGGCUCGGUGUACAGGCCCAAAGAAGACACAGAGGUGGACUAGCCUCUGAGGCCGUAGAAGUGACACCUGCUCUGGGCUAACACAAGAGACGCACAGAUCUGCCUUUCCGCUCACUAAUUCAUGUAUGAAUGAGCCAGCCUGAACCGUGAAGUAGUUUAAUACGCAUAUUUAUGACUAAAGACUGAACUGCUGCCCAGAAAGCUCUCCGGGCCAAGUGGUGUGUGGAGGGGCCCUAAUCUAGAGACUGUCAAGGGACUCAAGUGUUGCUGAAUGACCUGAGACUCCAGGUGAAGUGUUCACAGACACUGAGGGGUGCUACAGAGACUAAUGUUUUCACUGACAUAUUUUGAUUUUUAGCUUUUACCCUUUUGUGGCUCUUAAAUGUUCCCAAGAUGAUCACCUCAAUUCCACUUUUUAAACACUUCUACCCCUGCCUGCGGAUUACUGAAGUGAAUCAGCAUCAGAAUCAUGUUUAUUAAUUGUUCAUAAUGCUCAUAAUUUCUUUCCACUGUUUAAAAUGGAUCAAUGUGCAAAAACAAACUCCUAUUUUGUUUUGUUUUCUUUUGGUUUUGUUUUUUUGUUUGUUUGUUUGUUUGUUUGUUUUUUUGGUUUUUUCCUCCUCUCCAUAGGACUUUUUCUUGUGCGUGCUUCAACCUCCCCCCGCCACUGACUCUGUAUCUGGUGCUGCUUUUAGCCGGGCUGUGGAGGUCCAAGCUUCCACUCCUCAAACCCUGCCUUCUUAACCACAAGACUUUGGAGCCUCUGUUGUUUUAUGAAUGCAUGGUGUAUGCUGAGGUCAGGGUGGUAUCCUUAUGGAAAUUCCUACAUUUUCCAGAUCUCCUGCUCCAAGUAAUAUGUCCUCACCAAGAAGUGGGAAUAUUUCACUUGAAUAGGAAACCCUAAGUCCUAGUUCAGCUGUUUAUAUUGAGCUUGUGCCCACAAUACACUUUUGCAUCGGCCAAUGAACGGCAGGUUGGCAAUAGGGUUACUGAUCUUUUUUUUUUUUUUUUUUCCUUUUUUAAUCUAUGUAUGAUGAAGGGAACAGGGUUUAAAUGCUGUGUUUGAUGUGAGGUUUAGCUAUGUGUCUGUGUGUCCUCAUAUCCUGUUUGGCACCCCACCCCCUCCAACAACUUGUACCUGCCCUGUUUCCCCUUCACAUGAUGAUAGAAUGAUGGUUGUAGCAUUGCGAUUUUUAACAUCUUGUGUGUUAUUGCUCUUUUUACCAUACAAGGUUAUUGUUAAGCAUUGCAGACACCGUGCUGUCAUGCUCUGCAAACUGUUUCUCAUUAAUUUCCAUAGUUUGCCCUGGUGUCAAGGUUACUGUUCCAUUUGCAUCGGGUCAGUAACUGCUCAUCAUCUCUUGCCCAUAAAAUUGCAUUAAACAAUGUUCCAACAUAUGUAUAUUGCUUUAUAUGUGAAUAUAUUGAAAAAUAGUUUUUGGAAUGUUUAAAUAAGCAAAUACUUUGUAAAAGGACUAUUGUUUCAUGUUUGAAAGUGUAAAUAUAUGUAAUAUUACCAAACCUGUACACAGGGGAGUAGGGUCAGGGGGCACAGUGAGCCCACCCAGCCUCACCAGCUCAACCCCCCUGUUGCAGUUCCCACUUCAGUCAAACCUAGGACCCCACUGACUCACAGCCCUCUAUUUUAUUUCAGUGGUAGGGGUGAAUCAUUUCAGUUUUUGUUUUGUUCUUUUUUUCUAUGUACAAAGUAAGUUUCACCCUACUCUUCUGUAAGUAUUGUGUAAGCACAUUGUCAUACUGAGUGUACAAACAUUUUAAAAGAAAAUAAACUUUUUGGUAAAACA
Molecule: messenger RNA, 10342 nt
Organism: Myripristis murdjan (pinecone soldierfish)
Lineage: Eukaryota; Metazoa; Chordata; Actinopteri; Holocentriformes; Holocentridae
Gene: setd2
Product: SET domain containing 2, histone lysine methyltransferase
Exons: 22
Coding region: 544-8580 (2678 amino acids)
Biological process (GO): regulation of DNA-templated transcription
Cellular component (GO): chromosome; nucleus
Molecular function (GO): protein binding; histone H3K36 methyltransferase activity
Source: RefSeq, a predicted model, not a curated record